This is a messenger RNA of Gossypium raimondii (Peruvian cotton), 1287 nucleotides long. Its product is annotated as hypersensitive-induced response protein 4. NCBI's taxonomy places the organism in Eukaryota, Viridiplantae, Streptophyta, Magnoliopsida, Malvales, Malvaceae. The transcript has 5 exons. The record is from RefSeq and is a predicted model, not a curated record. Bases 240 to 1115 code for a protein of 291 amino acids.
UGCUAUCCAAAUCCAAUUAAAACCAACUUUUUUUCUCAAAAUAAAAAAAAUCACCACCAAGCAGGCGACACGAGAAGUCGAGAAUCCAAAUCCUUAUCGUCGUCCGUCCACACCGAAUCUCCUACUUGUCACCGUCUUAACUCGUAAUCAAGAACCAAAGAAUUCCGCCUUCUUUCAUUUGAUUUUAAUUCUUUCUUUUUUGUUUCAUCCGUUUUGUUUAUUAUCGAUCGAGAAAAAAAAUGGGGAAUACGUCUUGCAUAUUCUUUGCGUGCGUCGAUCAGGCCAGUAUCGGCGUGGUGGAGAGGUGGGGUCGUUUCGAGAAGUUGGCGGAGCCUGGCCUUCACUUAUUUAACCCCUGCGCCGGUCAAUGGCUCGCCGGCGUCCUUUCUACCCGAAUCUCUUCUCUCGAUGUCCGCAUCGAGACCAAAACCAAGGACAAUGUUUUUGUUCAAUUGGUUUGCUCCAUUCAGUACCGAGUGAUGAAACGACAUGCUGAUGAUGCAUUCUAUGAGCUGCAAAAUCCCAAAGAACAGAUCCAGGCUUUUGUGUUUGAUGUGGUUCGAGCUCUAGUUCCAAGGAUGGAUUUGGAUGAACUCUUUGAACAAAAGGGUGAGGUUGCUAAAGCUGUGCUUGAGGAAAUUGAGAAGGUUAUGGGAGAAUAUGGAUAUAGCAUUGAGCAUAUUCUGAUGGUUGACAUCAUUCCUGAUUCUUCUGUACGCAAAGCAAUGAAUGAGAUAAAUGCAGCUCAAAGACUUCAGCUUGCCAGUGUGUACAAAGGGGAAGCUGAGAAGAUUCUCCAAGUUAAAAGAGCAGAAGCGGAAGCGGAAGCCAAGUACUUGGGCGGGGUGGGUGUAGCCAGGCAGCGGCAGGCAAUCACGGAUGGGUUGAGGGAGAACAUUUUGAAUUUCUCUCACAAGGUGGAAGGCACCUCAGCCAAGGAAGUGAUGGAUCUUAUCAUGAUCACACAGUACUUUGAUACAAUCAAAGACCUCGGAAACUCCUCAAAGAACACUACUGUUUUUAUACCCCAUGGACCCGGUCAUGUUAGGGAUAUCGGUGAGCAGAUACGGAAUGGGCUGAUGGAGGCUGCUAGUGCUAAAGUAAAUGUUGAAUAAGCAAGAGUUGUUUUUAAUUGAAAGAGAGAAGACAAUCAAAUAGGUAGGUCUUUGAGUAGUAAAUACUGUUGUGAUACUUGUGAGUGGUGAGACAGUAAGAUUGGUUGACAUAUAGGGCUGUAAAAAAGAUUUAACAAUUUGAGGAGAUGAGAUUGCUCUAUUUUUACAUUUA